AUGGCAAACCUGACGUCAAACCUGACCUCAAACCUGACGUCAAACCUGACCUUAAACCUGACCUCAAACCUGCAAAAUCCUGACCUCAAACCUGACCUCAAACAUGACCUCAAACCUGACCUCAAACCUCACCUGAAACCUGACCUCAAACCUGACGUAAAACCUGACCUCAAACCUGACCUCAAACCUGACCUCAAACCUGACCUGAAACCUGACCUCAAACCUGACGUCAAACCAGACUUCAAGCCUGACCUCAAACCUGACUUCAAACCUGACCUCAAACCUGACCCCAAACCUGACCCUGACCUCAAACCUGACUUCAAACCUGACCUCAAACCUGACCCCAAACCUGACGUUAAACCUGACAUCAAACCUGACCUCAAACCUGACCUCAAACCUGACCUCAAACCUGACCUCAAACCUGACCUCAAACCUGACCUCAAACCUGACCUCAAACCUGACCUUAAACCUGACCUCAAACCUGACCUCAAACCUGACCUAAAACCAGACUUCAAGCCUGACCUCAAACCUGACUUCAAACCUGACCUCAAACCUGACCCCAAACCUGACGUUAAACCUGACAUCAAACCUGACCUCAAACCUGACCUCAAACCUGACCUCAAACCUGACCUCAAACCUGACCUCAAACCUGACCUCAAACCUGACCUCAAACCUGAUCUCAAACCUGACCUCAAACCUGACCUCAAACCUGACCUCAAACCUGACCUCAAAACCUGA
This is a messenger RNA of Closterium sp. NIES-65, 738 nucleotides long. The record is from the annotation of a GenBank genome assembly. Lineage: Eukaryota; Viridiplantae; Streptophyta; Zygnematophyceae; Desmidiales; Closteriaceae.